Paramacrobiotus metropolitanus is the source of this 1167-nucleotide messenger RNA. RefSeq names its product NADH dehydrogenase [ubiquinone] 1 alpha subcomplex subunit 13-like. The record is from RefSeq and is a predicted model, not a curated record. Lineage: Eukaryota; Metazoa; Tardigrada; Eutardigrada; Parachela; Macrobiotidae. Bases 218 to 775 code for a protein of 185 amino acids. The transcript has 5 exons.
GAUUUUGUUUUGGAAAAAGUACUCAUACAAAUUUGCAAACUAGGACUUGCGAUGUCUUUAUCCUAAGGAAUCCGUGGCUUUUUAACCUUCCAGUAUGUUGCGAGGAACUUAACAAUCUGCUGGUGAACAGUGAGCUAAUCUCCUCACUAGCUCAACGGAUACUGCUUGGUUCUGAAUUUUCGCUGCUCCCCUAGCAGCAACCUCCCAUUUCUGCAAGAUGCUGUCACUGCUGCUUAGAACCCGGCCUGUGUUAGCAGUGAAUAUGUGGCGAAUUCAGCCACGGGCGGCCAGCAGCGCAGCCACUGCUGGCACAGCCAGCGCCACGAAAGUGAUCCCGUACAGACAGGAUCUACCACCAGCUGGAGGUUAUGCACCAUUUGACUGGGUGCGCAUCCCGCAAAAGCGAUCUUUAAAUCCCGUGUUUCUGUUUUUGGCGUACAUAGCUGUAACAUUCUUUGGGUGGUGUCGAUACCAGUAUCUUAUGAACAAUUGGAGAUUGGACAAACUGGAAAUGAAUGACCGAAAGCUUGCACUGGAACCAUUAUUAGCCGCGGAAAUCGAUCGCCUGUAUUUGAAGGGAGUUCGCCGGCAGGUGGAAGAAGAAUAUCGUAUUAUGAAGGAUGUGCCCGAAUGGGAGAUCGGAAAAUGGUACCACGAACCUGUCUACUUCACCCUUCCGCCCGGACACUGGAUCGAUCUGAUGACGAUAGAGUACUGGAAUCAUACAAAUUAUCUGGAUUUCGAAAAAUGGCGCCACUGGUGGUGGAACUAUUGAGCCGGCCUUGUUCAAGACAGACUCUUUCCCAGUUCGUUUAUUGAAGUCUACUUGCACCUGCUUUAUAAUUUGUACAUAUAGUACAAUUUUACUACAAUAGAACGUUGGGCUAUUGCAGAAAGGUGCGCAGAAGAACUUGAUAGUUGUAUACGUGUACUUCUAAUGAUUCUGUUAUCAUCAUGUUUCUAUAUUCUCUGCAAAGCAUGGUCCAGUUGUUUGAUCGAAUUGCAUGCGCUGCCAGUAAUACUUAAAACCCAUACCAAUGUGGAUUCUCUGGCAGUUGCAUUGGGUGUUUGCAAUGGAUGAAAUAGUCGCCAUCUUAUAAAUGGGUUAUUUGAGACAGCAAGUGCCCAGUUCUCGUAGAUGCUUUAAUAAAUCGCUUUUGGUGUGAA